This is a messenger RNA of Ctenocephalides felis (cat flea), 6626 nucleotides long. It is a transcript of the gene ck, whose product is annotated as myosin-VIIa. NCBI's taxonomy places the organism in Eukaryota, Metazoa, Arthropoda, Insecta, Siphonaptera, Pulicidae. Gene Ontology annotation, cellular component: cytoskeleton; myosin complex. The transcript is spliced from 11 exons. The record is from RefSeq and is a predicted model, not a curated record. Gene Ontology annotation, molecular function: ATP binding; protein binding; cytoskeletal motor activity. Bases 113 to 6622 code for a protein of 2169 amino acids.
UUGCACAAAGUGUCCGCUUUGAAUAUGGAUUAUACAGUGUGAUACCUAACGGCGAAGGAUUUUUGCAGACAGGUUAUAGCAGGUGCCAUCGGAGGGUCCAUGAAUCGGCAACAUGGUCAUCGUAACACGGGGUGACUACAUAUGGAUCGAGCCGGCGUCCGGUCGCGAGUUCGAUGUUGCCAUCGGCGGUCGCGUCAUUUCGGCAGAAGGACGCCGCAUUCAGGUGCUGGACGACGAUGGCAACGAGCAAUGGCUCAGCCCGGAGCGGCGCAUCAAGGCGAUGCACGGGAGCAGCGUGCGGGGCGUCGAGGACAUGAUCUCGUUGGGAGAUCUGCACGAGGCCGGAAUUCUUCGAAACCUAUUGAUUAGAUAUAAUGAAAAUUUGAUAUAUACAUACACUGGGUCCAUUUUGGUUGCCGUGAAUCCUUAUCAAAUUUUACCAAUAUAUACCGGAGAUCAAAUAAAAUUAUACAAGGAAAGAAAAAUUGGAGAGCUACCGCCUCACAUUUUUGCAAUCGGAGAUAACACAUACGCACACAUGCGCCGCUAUGGCCAAGAUCAAUGUAUUGUAAUUUCUGGAGAAUCUGGAGCAGGAAAAACUGAAAGCACUAAACUAAUUCUUCAAUAUUUGGCAGCCAUUAGCGGGAAACAUUCUUGGAUCGAACAACAGAUUUUAGAAGCAAAUCCAAUUCUAGAAGCUUUCGGAAAUGCGAAAACAAUAAGGAAUGAUAAUUCGUCACGUUUUGGAAAAUAUAUUGAUAUUCAUUUUAAUAACAGCGGAGUCAUCGAAGGAGCCAAAAUCGAACAAUAUUUAUUAGAAAAAUCACGUAUUGUAUCUCAAAACAAAGAUGAACGAAAUUAUCAUAUAUUCUACUGUCUUUUGGCUGGUUUAUCGAGAGAGGAAAAACGUAAAUUGGAAUUAGGCGAUGCAAGUGAAUAUCGAUAUUUAACAGGAGGUAACAGCAUUACUUGCGAGGGUCGUGAUGAUGCUGCGGAAUUCAGUGACAUCAGAUCGGCGAUGAAAGUUCUGCUUUUCUCUGAUCAAGAAAUCUGGGAAAUUCUCAAACUUUUAGCAGCUUUGUUACACACAGGAAAUAUUAAAUACCGCGCUACUGUAAUCGAUAACCUAGAUGCCACAGAAAUUCCAGAGCAUGUCAAUGUACAAAGAGUGGCUAAUUUAUUAGGAGUACCCGUGCAGCCACUCAUAGACGCUCUUACAAGGAAAACUUUAUUCGCGCAUGGCGAAACUGUUGUAUCGACACUAUCUAGAGAUCAAUCCGUAGAUGUAAGAGACGCAUUUGUUAAAGGAAUAUACGGUAGACUAUUUGUAGAAAUUGUAAAAAAAAUUAAUAAUGCAAUAUAUAAACCAAAAUCGACGGCACGCAGUGUCAUAGGUGUCCUAGAUAUUUUUGGGUUCGAAAAUUUUCAUCACAACAGCUUCGAACAAUUUUGUAUCAAUUUUGCAAAUGAAAAUUUGCAACAAUUUUUUGUACAACAUAUAUUCAAGUUAGAACAGGAAGAAUAUAAUUUAGAAGGUAUCAAUUGGCAACACAUCGAGUUUGUAGAUAACCAAGACGCAUUAGAUUUAAUAGCAAUUAAACAAUUGAAUAUCAUGGCAUUGAUAGAUGAAGAGUCGAAAUUUCCUAAAGGAACCGAUCAAACUAUGUUGGCAAAGUUGCAUAAGACCCAUGGUUCGCAUAGAAACUACUUAAAACCUAAAUCGGAUAUCAAUACAAGUUUUGGAUUAAAUCAUUUUGCCGGGGUUGUGUUUUAUGAUACUAGAGGAUUUUUAGAAAAGAAUAGAGAUACGUUUAGUGCAGAUUUGUUACAACUGAUACAUAUUUCGAAUAAUAAAUUUUUAAAAAUGGUUUUUGCUGAUGAUAUAGGAAUGGGAUCGGAAACUAGAAAAAGGGCUCCGACAUUAUCGACGCAAUUCAAAAAAAGCUUAGACUCUUUGAUGAAAACUUUAAGCAACUGCCAACCAUUCUUUAUACGUUGCAUCAAACCUAACGAAUACAAAAAACCGAUGAUGUUUGAUCGCGGAUUAUGUUGUCGACAGCUCCGUUAUUCCGGUAUGAUGGAAACGAUUAGAAUUCGAAGAGCCGGUUAUCCGAUCCGACAUGGAUUUAGGGAGUUUGUCGAAAGAUACAGAUUUUUAAUUUCGGGUAUACCGCCAUCGCACAAGACUGAUUGUAGAUUGGCCACGACGAGGAUUUGCGCGGCUGUUUUAGGAAGAACCGAUUAUCAACUAGGACAUACUAAAGUAUUUUUAAAAGAUGCUCACGAUUUAUUUUUGGAACAAGAAAGAGAUAGGGUUCUUACCAAAAAAAUUCUUAUCCUGCAACGUUCUAUAAGGGGAUGGGUGUAUAGACGCCGAUUUUUGAAAAUGAAAGCGGCUGCUACUAUCAUACAAAAGUAUUAUAAAGGAUAUGCACAAAGGCAAAGAUAUAAAAAAAUGAAAGUGGGCUACAUGAGAUUACAGGCUCUUAUCCGAGCGAGAGUAUUGUCACAUAGAUUCAGACAUUUAAGAGGACAUAUUGUCGGUUUGCAGGCUCAUUCGAGAGGUUAUUUAGUUCGAAGAGAAUAUGGUCACAAAAUGUGGGCUAUAAUUAAAAUUCAAGCAAAUGUAAGAAGAAUGAUAGCGAUGAGACGAUAUAAGAAAUUGCGUUUGGAAUCACGAAGACAUCAUGAAAAUCUCAGGCUACGAAAAAUGGAAGAAAUGGAAUUGAAACAUCAAGGAAAUAAAAGAGCUAAAGAAAUAGCGGAGCAAAACUAUAGGGAACGCAUGCAUGAACUGGAGCGCAAAGAAAUGGAAAGAGAAAAGGAAGAACGGCGUCGAGUGGAAGCCAAGAAGAACAUAAUUAACGAUGCGGCACGUAAAGCCGAUGAGCCCGUCGAUGAUUCCAAAUUGGUCGAGGCCAUGUUCGAUUUCCUCCCCGAUUCCAGUAGCGAAGCUCCAACACCCCACGGCCAAAGAGAAACAUCAGUAUUUAAUGAUCUUCCGACUCAACACCCGGGUGAUCAAAAUGAGAUCAUCAGCCCUAUGCACAUUCCCUCAGAGGACGAAGAAGAUUUGUCAGAGUUCAAAUUCCAAAAGUUUGCAGCAACUUAUUUCCAGGGAAAUAUUACACAUCAGUACUCCAGGAAACCGUUGAAGCACCCUCUGCUACCUCUGAACACACAAGGUGACCAGUUGGCAGCACAAGCUUUGUGGAUAACGAUUCUUAGGUUCACCGGAGAUCUACCAGAACCAAGAUAUCAUACUAUGGACAGAGACAAUACGUCGGUAAUGUCAAAAGUAACAGCGACCUUAGGUCGUAAUUUUAUUCGAAGCAAAGAGUUUCAAGAAGCACAACUGAUGGGUUUAGACCCUGAUGCAUACGUUAAACAAAAACCAAGAUCAAUUAGACAUAAAUUAGUUUCAUUGACAUUAAAACGUAAAAAUAAGCUAGGAGAAGAUGUACGUAGGCGAUUGCAAGAUGAAGAAUAUACAGCUGACAGUUAUCAAUCAUGGCUUGAAUCGAGGCCUACAUCUAAUUUAGAAAAACUACACUUUAUAAUCGGUCAUGGUAUACUAAGAGCAGAAUUAAGGGAUGAAAUUUAUUGUCAAAUUUGCAAACAACUCACCAACAAUCCUUCCAAAUCUUCACAUGCCCGUGGAUGGAUAUUGCUGUCUUUAUGUGUAGGAUGUUUCGCACCAUCAGAAAAGUUUGUAAAUUAUUUGCGAGCGUUUAUAAGGGAAGGUCCACCUGGUUAUGCACCAUAUUGCGAAGAUAGAUUAAAAAGAACAUUUAACAAUGGUACAAGAAAUCAGCCACCGAGCUGGUUAGAAUUACAAGCAACAAAAUCCAAAAAACCAAUCAUGUUACCUAUAACUUUUAUGGACGGCAACACAAAAACUUUAUUAGCCGAUUCUGCAACUACGGCAAGAGAAUUGUGUAACCAAUUAUCUGAUAAAAUAGCAUUGAAAGACCAAUUUGGAUUCUCUCUAUACAUAGCGUUAUUUGAUAAAGUGUCAUCUUUGGGAAGUGGAGGUGAUCAUGUGAUGGAUGCCAUAUCGCAAUGUGAACAAUAUGCCAAAGAACAAGGGGCCCAAGAAAGGAAUGCGCCUUGGAGACUUUUCUUCCGAAAAGAAAUUUUCGCACCGUGGCAUGAGCCGACAGAAGAUCAAGUUGCAACAAAUUUAAUAUAUCAACAAGUUGUGCGUGGAGUUAAAUUUGGCGAAUAUCGUUGUGAUAAAGAAGAAGAUUUGGCUAUGAUAGCCGCUCAGCAAUACUAUAUAGAAUAUAAUACAGAAAUGAAUGUUGAAAGAUUGUUUACUCUUUUACCAAAUUAUAUACCAGAUUACUGUUUAACCGGCGUGGAGAAAGCGAUAGAUCGGUGGGGAGCUCUCGUGGUGCAAGCUUACAAAAAAAGUUACUAUCUAAAAGAAAAAAUUGGAGCUCUAAGAGUUAAAGAAGAUGUAGUUAGUUACGCUAAAUUUAAAUGGCCUUUAUUGUUCUCCCGAUUUUACGAAGCAUACAGAAACUCUGGCCCUAAUCUACCCAAAAAUGAUGUGAUUAUUGCUGUAAAUUGGACAGGUGUUUAUGUAGUCGAUGAUCAAGAACAAGUUUUAUUAGAACUCUCCUUUCCAGAAAUAACAACAGUAUCGAGCCAAAAAACAAAUAAAGUUUUCACACAAACAUUUAGUUUAUCUACUGUACGCGGAGAAGAAUUUACAUUCCAGAGCCCGAAUGCAGAGGAUAUACGAGACCUAGUAGUCUAUUUCCUAGAGGGCCUUAAAAAACGAUCAAAAUACGUUAUAGCUAUACAAGACUAUAAAGCCCCUGGCGAGGGCUCUACAUUCCUGACGUUUAUGAAAGGUGAUUUAAUUAUACUAGAGGAAGAAAGUACGGGAGAAAUCGUAUUGAACUCCGGAUGGUGCAUAGGUAGAUGUGAAAGAACCCAAGAACGUGGAGAUUUUCCAGCUGAAACCGUAUAUGUAUUACCUUCAAUGACAAAACCUCCUGCAGACAUAUUAGCUUUGUUUAGUGUGGAAGGUGCAGAACAUGGUAGAAGAUUAUAUUCACAAAAUUCUAUAAAUGGGAAUGAUAGUCGUGAUAGACCGCACAAUCUUGCCGAAUAUGCUUUAGAUCAUUUUCGAGUACCACCUAAACGAACUAUGUCCAAAACCUUAACUUUAUCUUCGAACAGAAGAGGUUACGAUGAUCUUUGGCGCCAUUCAAGAGAUCCAAUCAAACUACCUCUACUAAAAAAAUUGCAAGCUAAAGAGGAAUUAGCAGAAGAGGCAUGUUUUGCAUACAACGCAAUAUUGAAAUACAUGGGCGACCUACCAUCGAAAAGGCCAAGGAUAGGAAACGAGUACACCGAUAACAUUUUUGAUGGUCCAUUAAAACAUGAAAUACUCAGAGACGAAAUUUAUUGUCAAAUCAUGAAACAAUUAACGGAUAACCGAAAUAGAUUAUCAGAGGAACGUGGAUGGGAGUUAAUGUGGCUGUCAACAGGUUUAUUUGCCUGCAGUCAAAUACUUUUGAAAGAAUUAACCCUAUUCUUGCGAACUAGAAGACAUCCUAUAUCACAAGACUCAUUAACUCGGUUGCAGAGAACACUGAGAAAUGGACAAAGAAAAUAUCCACCUCAUCAAGUAGAAGUAGAAGCCAUACAGCACAAAACGACUCAGAUAUUCCAUAAAGUUUACUUUCCUGAUGAUACUGAUGAAGCAUUUGAAGUCGACUCGUCCACGAGGGCAAAGGACUUCUGCCAUAAUAUAUCACAAAGACUAAAUUUAAGAUCCAGUGAAGGAUUUAGCUUAUUCGUAAAAAUCGCAGACAAGGUCAUUUCUGUACCAGAAGGAGACUUCUUCUUUGAUUUCGUGCGUCAUUUGACUGAUUGGAUUAAAAAAGCUAGGCCAUCACGUGAUGGCACUACGCCGCAGUUUACUUACCAAGUAUUUUUCAUGAAAAAAUUGUGGACUAACACUGUACCAGGAAAAGAUAAAAAUGCGGAUCUAAUAUUCCAUUUUCAUCAAGAGUUGCCAAAACUUUUACGAGGCUAUCACAAAUGUUCAAAAGAAGAAGCAUCGAAAUUGGCGGCUUUGGUGUAUAGAGUUCGAUUUGGAGAAAGCAAACAGGAACUACAAGCAAUACCACAAAUGCUCCGCGAAUUAAUUCCUUCAGAUUUAAUAAAAAUUCAAAGUAGUGCAGACUGGAAAAGAUCUAUUGUCAGUUCGUACAAUCAAGACGGAGGUAUGAGCCCCGAGGAAGCAAAAAUUACAUUCCUGAAAAUAAUUUAUAGAUGGCCAACUUUUGGUUCAGCAUUUUUCGAAGUUAAACAAACUACUGAACCAAAUUUCCCUGAAAUGCUUUUGAUUGCAAUUAACAAACACGGAGUCAGCUUAAUUCAUCCUCAAAAUAAGGAUAUUCUGAUAACGCAUCCUUUCACAAGAAUAUCAAAUUGGUCAUCAGGAAAUACCUAUUUCCAUAUGACAAUUGGAAAUUUAGUAAGAGGAUCAAAAUUACUAUGUGAAACAUCUUUAGGGUACAAAAUGGAUGAUUUGCUAACUUCUUAUAUAUCACUGAUGCUUACCAAUAUGAACAAACAGAGGACAAUAAGAGUAAAAUGAUAUU